AUGAACAUUCUCACGAAGUCAAGUGUAAUGUUUACAGCAAAUAGCAGCUUCUUUUGUAUCAUCAUUGCUACGUUCGCAAUAUUCAUGAAAUGUGAAUCAACAAGUUGUGAUUCGAGACCUUGCGCUCAUACUAAUGCUACUUGUAUUAAUACAAACAAUGCGUCUGAAUUUUUAUGUAUUUGCCCACCAAAUUGGACGGGAUUGACAUGCGAUAUCGGCAGUUGUCUUCAAAGAGGGAUCUGCAGUACCAAAGAAACUAAUGUACAGCGUCCUUAUACUUGUGAAUGUGAAAAAGGUUAUUUUGGAGAUAUAUGUGAACUAGCCGAUCCUUGCGUUAGUUCUCCAUGUCACUCCACAGCCACUUGUAUUCCAGGAAAAUUUAACAAUGUGACUUGUAAUUGUCCCAUAACAAGAACGGGUACUUUAUGUGAAAUAGCAAUAAAUCCAUGCUCAAGUAGCCCAUGCAUCCACGGCGUAUGUAAAAACAUUGUACCAGACUUUAAGUGCGUUUGUGAUGAUGUUGGAUAUACUGGCAUCUUUUGUGAUUCAGAACUAUACUCGGUGGAUGAUAUUACAGUUUAUCCAAUAAAUCAAACAGUACUUGCAGGGCAGCUCACAAAUGUUACUGCAAAUCUGACUUAUAUAGAAAGAUUCGCUACGACCUCGGACUGGUACUACAAUGGCAAAAGAGUGGCUUAUAACUGUACCACUGAUUUCAAGCAUACCAGUGAAAUAGCCGAUCCAAUCCAGAGUAUUUGUCGUACAUCUGAACAAGGUAGUGGAAUCGACGUUCUGUCAUUCCCAUCGGCAACAUUCGAAUUUACUGGAAGCUACGAAUUUUCUGUUACUCUACGGAUAUAUAAUAAUACGCGUUAUGUUAAGAAGUUCUGGAUACAAGUAGAAGGUGCACCAAAUUCUAUGCGAAUGAUUCCUAAUGGCCAUAGUCCUUAUAUAAUACAGCGGUACAGUAAUUUUAGUUUAUCUUGUAACGCGAAUGGUAUGCCUAGUCCAGAAGUUUACUUAAUGUAUCGUAACUCAAGAGAAAAGCCGAAAAUAAUAUCAGCUGGUAAAAGUCCUCACGGAUUGGUAUUGACAAAGCUACGUUUGCAAAAUACUGGUACUUAUUUUUGUCUAGCGGUAAACAAGCAUGGCAAACUUCGAAAGAAUAUAACAAUCAUCAUCGCAGAUCUCUAUCCAAGAUCGAUCUAUUAUAUAUGGGUUACUGCCGUAAAUGACUUUGGUGAGAGUAACAACAGUAAGAUAGUUUUAAUCAAAACGAAAGGAUUUCCCAAUCAGCCGAAAAUCCGAAACAUUGAUAGUAAUAUGACCAACAUAACUGUCUUCUGGGACGAUGUAUCAUAUAAUGGUGGAUAUAAUCUGUCUGCAAUAACUUAUUAUGCAGAAUGCUACACAACAUCUGAUGUUGUAAUCACUUCAACAUGCAACAGUUGUUACAAAAGUGAUGUUAAAAAGUUUAACAAUACAAAGGCGACAGUCCGCUAUUUAGAAGAACGGACUCUAUAUCAAUGUCGAAUUGCAGCUAUUAAUGUUGUCGGCGUUAUUUACAGCAGUUGGCUGCUUAAAAAAACUAAAGGUUUACCCAUGCCUCCAGAAACUGUAACUGCAGAUGCAGUUACAGAAACAAUACUAUUCGUCCGCUGGUCUAGAGCAAGGUUUGAUGGUGUUUUAUUGCAUUAUUUAGUUCACUACAGAACUAUUAAUUCAAUUCGCUACCUGAAAAAAAUUGUCGAUCAUGGCGGUAUUUCAACAAACUUGACCAAUUUAUCGACUGAUGAGGUGUAUCAAAUAUAUGUCACAACAACGGAUAGUUACGGAAAUAGCAAACCAAGUCCAACGAUUCAUGUAUCGACAAGAAUGCAAAGUCAAUCGACAUCAACACGGACUAUGACUUCGCCUACUACACCCAUAACAGCGAAAUCAAUAACGUCACCUAUAACCAGCAUGCCUGGUAUUCGGCCUUCUAUUAUCGUCCGGGAUAUGCAUAUGCAAAAAUCUAGCAAGAUAAAUUUACAAGAAAAUACUGUUUCAAGCUUAGAAAGUAGAUCUCACUAUCAUAGCGAAGACCAUACUUACGCGCGGGUAAAGAAGUCAAACACUACUCGUACUCUGCCAAUUGAAUAUAAGAGUACCACUAACACGUCUCGAAUUAAGCAUGGAACAAAUAGUACGUCAUCAUUGCGAAUAAAGCCAAACAUUUCAGGACGAGCAGGCACCCAUAUUCCGUUAGAUUCUGAAAAUAAAACUACUAAAAAAACAAUAGUUAAUAAUCCUGGCGAAGGUUUAAACGCUGAACACAAAGAGCUAUACUGUAGCGUUGGUGCAAAAUCUUCGAUUAAAACUCUUGAUACUGUCCAGUCAGCAGUUGAAAACGUGGCAACGCUAGGAGUUACAAUACGGCGAUCGACGAGUAUUAAGGACAAAUACGAACGUAUAAAUCACCUUCGAAACGAGAAAUUGGCUACUCGUCAAUGUCCAGAGAUAGAAACUAAAGCUAAUAAUGAAGACACUUUAGUGCAAAGUAAUCUCAAAUCAAAUUUAAGAGAGAAAAAUUCUUUUAUGGAUCAACCAUCUAUAAUACUAAAAAAUAAAUUAAAAACGAAAUGCGAUACCAAAAACACUAAUGACCCUGUUUAUGCUAUUGUAGUAAAAUCUGCUAUAAAUGAUGAAGUUAAGGAGAAUUUCUCAAAUACUUUACAAUCUGAGAACAAUGGUAGUAUCGCACCUGAUAUCUUACCUGAAACAAGGAUAUCGAAAGAUAUUAUCAAUGAUGAGGAAAACGCAAAGCAGUGUGAUUGCGUUGUUCAAUCCAAAAUGCAGAAAAUCGAAAACUCGGAUUACAGUGAAGAAGAUGGCUAUCUCGAAACUUCGUUGAAGGAUUCAACUGAUAUAGACGGGCAUUAUGCUAUAAUUCCAAUCGACAAAACAAAAUCUGAAACUUCAUCCCCCUUAUCACCUACAGGAUUUCAGAAUAAGAAUAAUAUUCCUGACAUUGUUGCACCCAUAGAUCGCGAAACAUUGAAGAAAGGGUUCAAAAUUGACCUGUUAAAGUUAAAUUCGCCAAAAGCCGCCAAUAACCUUCACCAUGCGACACCAGAUAAUUCUGAAACUACCUUACAAAAAAUUUCCACUCCAUCUUCUCCUCGACUAUCGUCGCCAGACUUACCGAAACGUCGAUGGAGUUCAAGUCGUAGACGUGUUCACAAUAUUUCUCAUGUUAAUGACUGA
Trichoplax adhaerens is the source of this 3246-nucleotide messenger RNA. RefSeq lists its product as uncharacterized. Gene Ontology annotation, molecular function: protein binding; calcium ion binding. NCBI's taxonomy places the organism in Eukaryota, Metazoa, Placozoa, Uniplacotomia, Trichoplacea, Trichoplacidae. The transcript is spliced from 13 exons. Bases 1 to 3246 code for a protein of 1081 amino acids. The record is from RefSeq and is a predicted model, not a curated record.